This is a messenger RNA of Dermatophagoides pteronyssinus (European house dust mite), 900 nucleotides long. Its product is annotated as multiple RNA-binding domain-containing protein 1-like. The record is from RefSeq and is a predicted model, not a curated record. NCBI's taxonomy places the organism in Eukaryota, Metazoa, Arthropoda, Arachnida, Sarcoptiformes, Pyroglyphidae.
AUGCCAAAAUCCGACUUGCUUACAUCGAAUCCUUGGUCUAAAUUAUCGAAAAAAAAAUUAAAAGCCUUGUCGGAAACGUCUGAAACUAGUCAAACUCAAGAAGAGGAUCAUAGAAAAAUUGAGCUGAUAAAAAAAAACCCUGUAUUAGUCAUGUUUAACAUACCAUAUGACUCUACUGAAAAUGAUAUUCGUGAAAUUAUAGAUAAGUAUACUUCCGGUUAUUCGAUCUAUUUCAUGACAAAUAAAGAAGAAUAUGCUCCGAAAAGUUUGGAUUCAAUCAAAGGACGAGCUGAACUACCGAAUGUUGCUAACAACGUAUUACCAGAAGACGAAAAUUUUAAGAAACCAGCAAACAACACUUUGUACGUUAGCAACAUCAAUUUCGAAACACCUGAAAAAAAGCUUGUUGAAUAUUUUUCGAAGUUUAACGGAUUUAGAAAAUUUACGUUAUUGAAAAGCCGCAAAAACAGCAAAUCAAUCGGCCAUGGAUUUGCCACAUUUGCAACUUGUGAAGAUGCACAAGAUGCUGUCCGAAAGCUGGCUUCUGUAACAAUCGAUGGACAUUUAUUAGUUAUAGAAUAUGCAAAGAGACAAAUCAACACUGAAGAGCAGGAAGAUGAAGACGUAGAAGGUCUCUCCGAGUUUAAGACCACCAAACUUUUGAUAAAGAAUUUAGCCUUUGAGACCAACAUUAAAGAUCUCAAAGUGCUGUUUGGUUCAAUUGUGAAAGUAAAAAAUAUUAGAUUGCCUAAAAAAGCAAACGGAACGCCAAGAGGGUUCGCUUUUGUGGAGUUUCAUUCACUGUCAGAUUUGAAAAAAGCUGUAAAUAAAUUGUUUAACGUGCAUCUUUUAGGUCGAAGAAUGAUUUUUCUUCCGUCCAAUCAUAAUGACGAGGAAUAA